Messenger RNA from Prionailurus viverrinus (fishing cat), 495 nucleotides. It is a transcript of the gene MDFIC2, whose product is annotated as MyoD family inhibitor domain containing 2. Bases 1 to 495 code for a protein of 164 amino acids. The transcript has 3 exons. Lineage: Eukaryota; Metazoa; Chordata; Mammalia; Carnivora; Felidae. The record is from RefSeq and is a predicted model, not a curated record.
AUGCCUGUCUCAGAUAUGCAACUCACAAAUGAAAAGCAUGCAGACGAGAAACCCAUUAAUGCUAUCAUUAUAAAUUCAGUAUCCGAAUUCAAUAUCACAGAUGGACCAGCCAAGGAAACCCCCAGUGAGAAAAAACUGUCAGAAUUCAGCACAUCACUGUCCUCCCUUGAAGAAUGCCAAACGAAAUUUUCCUACCUCCAAACUGAUACUUCAGUUCAUCAGAGAGACACUGAUGAGGAGUGUGCCUCUCUCAUCCUCACCUGUCUGUUUUGCCAGUUUUGGGACUGCCUCCUGAUGCUCCCAGAUACGUGCGAAACAGUGUGUACCAACCUGUGCUGCCCGUCUCACAGGUACCACCACACCUCGGAUGAAAGCCACCCGCGGCACGACUGCAAGUGCAACUGUGACGUCGACUGCAGUCUUUUUGAAUCUUGCCACGAGACCAGCGAGUGUCUGGAGUUGGCCAUGGAGAUUUCAGAAAUCUGUUACCGCUAG